Messenger RNA from Orussus abietinus, 2762 nucleotides. RefSeq names its product lipopolysaccharide-induced tumor necrosis factor-alpha factor homolog. The record is from RefSeq and is a predicted model, not a curated record. The transcript has 4 exons. NCBI's taxonomy places the organism in Eukaryota, Metazoa, Arthropoda, Insecta, Hymenoptera, Orussidae. Bases 413 to 922 code for a protein of 169 amino acids. Gene Ontology annotation, molecular function: zinc ion binding.
UUUUAGUGGCCCGUAAUUUUUCCUCGAUGAUACGCUCGCCUUUUUUGUUAUGAAUAUGUAGAUACGUGUCUCUAACAUUUAUGUACUAAGCUUCUCGGAAUGGUCUACGGUGAUGAGUGAUAUCCAGAGAGACGUUUUUGGUUAUUUUGGUUGAAUUUUAUAUUCCUUUUGGUUGAUUCGACUGGCAUUCAAAAAGAGUUAAUGCAAAUCUUGUUCGUAUUCAUCCGGUAUGAACGCUGCAUGGAGCGAUUGGAAAUAGAAAAGAUCUCUCGUUACGUCAAUGAGAAUUUUUUCAGUAUAAAAUGACCCAAAGAUAAGAUAUGUCGAUGUCAGGGUUAUGUUUGUCUUGCUUCCCAUCUAAGGUUAGCGAUUGGAAUUGCAUUUUCUUUAGGAUUUUGCAAGUGGUGCUAUAAUGAAAGACAUGGAGAAGAAUCAAGGAAAUCCCAGUAGUAGUAACGAGCCGUCUGCUCCACCUUUAUUAGCUCCUCCGUCUUAUGAAGAAGCUAUCGCUCAAUUUUGUAGCUCGGGAACUCAAAAUGUGCCAACUCCAGCGCCUUAUCCAGUUCAGGCACCGAUAACGAGGCCACCGGAUGGAAGACAAAAAGAUACCAAUCGGUUCCCACAACCUCCGUACAAUCCCCCGCAAACAUUUACCGCUCCCUCCGAAGUACGAGUCGUUCACCAUCACGUGUCUUACAUUCUGGGAUCAAACCCUGUAAAAAUGACCUGUCCAACGUGUCACAUGGACAUAAAGACUACAACCGUUUCAGACCAUCAACCUAGUGCACACAUUUGCUGUAUCGUUCUCUGCUUACUUGGAUGUUGUCUUUGCUCAUGCCUGCCGUAUUGUAUGAGUGCCUUCUUGAGUGUUCAUCACUUCUGUCCGAAUUGCAAAACGUACAUCGGCACCUGGAAAGGUUGAACGUUUUAGUCCCCUUACGCUUCAGGCAUACGUAUUCGGACAUGCCGAGUUUGUUACUUAGCACGACGGAGUCCCGAACGUUUAACAAUAGCGACACUCGCUUUUUUUCAAUUUUUUUUUUUUUCCUUUCUUCCACGUACUUUUAGACAGUACGUGGAAUGAAAUAGCGUACGUCAAAGCGUUCACCGAUGCGCGGUUUGAAAUUCUAAAAUUAGGCGUCUCCGUUUCGACGAAUCUCUGAUUAGGCUAAGAAGUACAUCUUAGGCAGCUACGUAGUUAGUUAUAGAUAAGGCGAAGUGAUAUCAAAGAUAUGACGUUUAGUUUUGUGUUGUACACGAACUUAACAGUGUUUAUGAUGGAGGAGUGAGCGAAAUAGAAAGUAAACGUGGUGAAUGUUUCCUUUUUGGCCGAGCCUUCCUUCGGAGACGGGUGGAUUGUUCAUUUUGGAACCUAGGGAGUUUAUCUAGAAAGGACUGUGAUCACCCGAGAUACUAUUUUUCCCCAUUCUCGAAACUUUGACUGUCUCGGCCAUUUUUUUUCUUUUUUCUUUUCUUUUUUUUACUAACUACCGUUGUUAAGGUCUUUCCGCUCCUCGAGUUAUUACGAGCCCCCUGUUUAGUUUAUCGAGGUGGUAUGUAAAGUACUAUAGGGAAUUUUGUAUCGGUAUUUACAACCUUUUGUAACGACGUUUUACAACCUUUUGAUGGAUGAACAUUUUUCAUGGAUUAGAGUAAGUAGAUGUAUAUUGAGCUCUGUGGGAGAGGAACGUAUGUGCCGCGUUGACUGUUUUCUGUCCAAGUAAAUUUCCGUCGCGUUAAGAUCAUCUCUCAAACUGAGCUACUGUUAUUCCCAGAAUAUGAGAAAAAAAAAGUAAUUAUAUUCUUUCCUCGAUGUGCCAAGGGAGAUGAUCGCAAAUUAUUUAGCAGUAGUUAGUCCGACAGAAAGAGUUAGUGUAUGUACACCCUCGCGAAUUAUAUUAUUACCGAGGUUUUGUAAUUUUCGGAUUUUUUUAGUUUUUUUUUUUACCAUACGUACUUGGAUUAGCUAUUCGUACUUUAUCUGUGUAUACAGAUACUUGUAUAUGUACAGCUACAUGUGCACACGACGUAUUGUAUGAUUCAAGAAUUAUAGAAGUACAUUUUAACGUUUAUAUAAGGAUAUGGUCCUGAAAGUACACUCAAACGUUCGUGUCCUCAGCGCACCGAUGAAAAUAAAAUUGCAGAGCUGUUAAUAUUAAACUAAUAAUUAUUGACAUCAACUCUGCGUUCUUCCUAUCCGUGAAUUUAGUAAUACUCUGUAAAUUAAUCAUCCCAAGUCUAUAUAUGUAUAUAGGAAUUAAUCCUGUUUAAGGAAGAACGCAUAACGAUGCAGACCAAUAAAGCGAAGCUACCGUAUUAAUAUUAACGCGCAUUGCCGAUAUGCGAAAGGCGUUUUUUAGCGAACAACUAUUUUGGCAGAAUUUACACGAGGAAUUCGAGGAAGUUGCGAUUACUUCUUCUAACUGGAUUUUAUUUUCUGCGGUUGUGAUUGGUCGUUGAUUAUGCGGUUACUGCACAACCUUAAAUCUCUUUGGAACCGAAGUACGUUUUAACGAACAAUUAAGGUAUCGAUGUUGUACUAACUCGAAUGUUAUACGCAUGUAAUAUUAUUUUGGGGAUGCCUUUUGACGAUAGGGAAGGAAAUAGGGAAAAAAACACGAUGCGUGGUCGCGAAAGAUUUAAUCGUUGUUGAAUUAAGUCAGCGUGAGACUGUCCGACGCUUUAAUUACGUCGCGUUUUGAGCGGCUAAUUAAAAUGUACGCUGGAUAUUACGAGUACAAUAAAGUACGAUCUUAAUUAUA